This is a messenger RNA of Hyaena hyaena (striped hyena), 2820 nucleotides long. It is a transcript of the gene FSTL4, whose product is annotated as follistatin like 4. NCBI's taxonomy places the organism in Eukaryota, Metazoa, Chordata, Mammalia, Carnivora, Hyaenidae. The record is from RefSeq and is a predicted model, not a curated record. The transcript has 13 exons. Bases 1 to 2172 code for a protein of 723 amino acids. Gene Ontology annotation, molecular function: protein binding; calcium ion binding.
AUGUCGGACCAAGGGAGGAGUCUGGCUGCAUUGACCUCACGCUAUCUUCCAGAUGACCCGUGCACCAUGGCCGACUAUGCCCGCCUGAAGAAUGUCCUCCUGGCGCUCCAGACCCACCGGCGACCAGUCCCAGAAGGGGGCAGCCGACAAGACCCUGCCUCCCAGAAGCGCCUCCUGGUGGAAUCUCUAUUUACAGACUUGGAUGCAGAUGGUGACGGCCACCUCAGCAGCUUGGAGCUGGCUCAGCACGUGCUGAAGGAGCAGGACCUGGAGGAGGGCUUCCUGGGGUGCUUGCCGGGCGACCUCCUCCGAUUUGAUGACUACAACAGUGACGGCUCCCUGACCCUCCACGAGCUCUACACAGCUUUCCAGGUGGUUCAGCUCAGCCUCGCCCCUGAGGAUAGGGUCAAUGUGGCCACAGUGACCGUGGGGCUGAGCACUGUGCUGACCUGUGCCAUCCGCGGAGACCUGCGGCCCCCCAUCGUCUGGAAGCGCAAUGGGCUUACCCUCAACUUCAUGGCCUUGGAAGACAUCAAUGACUUCGGAGAGGAUGACUCCCUCUACAUCACCAAGGUGACCACCAUCCACAUGGGCAACUACACCUGCCAUGCCUCCGGCCACGAGGAGCUCUUCCAGACCCACGUCCUGCAGGUGAAUGUCCCGCCAGUCAUCCGUGUGUAUCCUGAGACCCAGGCACAGGAGCCCGGCGUGGCAGCCAGUCUGAGGUGCCAUGCAGAGGGCAUUCCUAUGCCCAGAAUCACUUGGCUGAAAAAUGGCAUGGACAUCUCAACCCAGAUGUCGAAACAGCUCUCCCUUUUAGCCAAUGGGAGCGAACUCCACAUCGGCAGUGUCCGGUAUGAAGACACGGGGGCAUAUACCUGCAUUGCCAAAAAUGAAGUGGGCGUGGACGAGGAUAUCUCCUCACUUUUCAUCGAAGACUCCGCUAGAAAGACCCUUGCAAACAUUCUGUGGCGAGAGGAAGGCCUCAGUGUGGGAAAUAUGUUCUAUGUGUUCUCGGACGAUGGCAUUACCAUCCUGCACCCCGCGGACUGCGAGGUCCAGAGGCGCCUCAGACCCACUGAGAAGAUCUUCAUGAGCUAUGAAGAAAUCUGUCCUCAAGGGGAAGGGAAUGGCACCCAGCCCUGCCAUUGGGCAUCGGCAGUGAACAUCAGGCACCGGUACAUCUACGUGGCCCAGCCAGCACUGAACAGAGUCCUCGUGGUUGAUGUGCAAGCCCAGAAAGUCCUACAGUCCAUAGGUGUGGACCCUCUGCCAGCUAAGCUGUCCUAUGACAAGUCUCAUGACCAAGUGUGGGUCCUGAGCUGGGGGGAUGUGCACAAGUCCCAACCAAGCCUCCAGGUGAUCACAGAAGCCAGCACCGGCCAGGGCCAGCACCUUAUCCGCACACCGUUUGCACAAGUGGAUGAUUUCUUCAUUCCUUCAACAAACCUCAUCAUCAACCAUGUCAGGUUCGGCUUCAUCUUCAGCAAGGCUGACCCCACAGUUCACAAAGUUGACCUGGAAACACUGGUGCUGCUCAAGACCGUCAGCCUGCAAAGCCACGGCUGCCUGCCACAGGCCAUGGGCCACACGCACCUGGGCGGCUACUUCUUCAUCCAGUGCCAACAGGACCCCCCCGCUGCCGCCGCCCCCCAGCUGCUGCUCGACAGCGUCAUGGACACCGUGCUCGGCCCCAAUGGUGACGUGACCGGCACCCCACACGUGUCCCCCGACGGGCGCUUUGUGGUCAGCACCGCGGCCACCAGCCCCCAGCUGCACGUGCAAGAGAUCACGCUGCAGGGGGAGAUCCAGACCCUCUACAGCCUGAAAAUAAGCCAGGGCAUCUCAGAUGUGGCCUUCCAGCCCUCCUUCACCCACGGGGAUCAGUACUACAUCUAUGCCCCCCUGGAGACAGAGCCAGACCUGCUGUUCCUGGAGCUGUCCACGGGGAAGAUGGGCGUGCUCAAGAACUUGAAGGAGCCGCCCACGGGGCCCGCGUGGCCUUGGGGAGGGCCCCACAGGAUCGUGAGGGACAGCGGGCUCUUCGGACAGUACCUCCUCGUCCCGGCCCAAGAGUCGCUGUUUCUCGUCAACGGGAGACAAAACACGCUGCGGUGUGAGGUGUCGGGCGUAAAGCGGGGGACCACCGUGGUGUGGGUGGGCGAGGUAUGAAGGAGCCAGGAGCAGAGCCCUGGGCCCCCUUAAGCACUGCCGAGUCCUCACACCGCAGCCCCAAGCAGGCGCCCUGUACAUUUUCACAGACAAACGCAAAACCUGUAUCCGCUUUGUGGUUCAGCACUGGCCUCCUUGCAAGUUUCCUAGUAUAAGGUAUGCGCUGCUAACCAGAUUGGAGUUUUUCGUUGGGAAGUAUGAUUUAUGCCUUGAGCUACGGUGAGAACACACGCUGCUGCGGAAAGGGAUCAUUUCUGUGCCCAGCCACACGCCAGGUCUCCCGGGGAGCGCCGCGGGACCGAGAUCUCCUGCUUUCCAGGCUGACGCUUGUGUCGGUUGCCUUCACAUACGUACUCGUUGUCCGUCACGGCCGGGUCCCGCCGACCUCACCCUGAUGGAGUGGCCCCGAAGCCUGGCCUGGAAGCGGGCUCCGCGGGAGCCCAAGCUCUCGCUCCCGGCAUGAGAGCCACGUCCACCCUCCUUCCGGACCUUCUUUCCUCCUGUGCAGCUGCUUCAUGCUUUUUUUCCAUUUGACGUGGUGUAAGCCCGAGGGAGAGCCAACCAGACUUCUUGCGUCUUGGGGGAUGGGGAAAUCACUUACUUUAUUUUGGAAAUUUUGAUUAAAAGAUAAUUUUUUAUAAUCUCAAA